Molecule: messenger RNA, 918 nt
Organism: Epithele typhae
Lineage: Eukaryota; Fungi; Basidiomycota; Agaricomycetes; Polyporales; Epitheliaceae
Exons: 4
Coding region: 1-918 (305 amino acids)
Source: RefSeq, a predicted model, not a curated record
AUGGGCAAACUCAACAUCGCUCACCACAAAUCCUAUCACCCUUACCGCCGCGACAACAUUGAACGGGUGCGGCGCGAUGAGGAAGAAGCGCAGCUCAAGGAAGCUGCGGAAGACGGGCGAAUUAUGCUCGCAGAUUCAGAGGCACGGAUGGAGCUCUUGCGGCAGCGUGCAGGCGUGAAACGGGUUCGUGCUCAUGAUGGUUCCGACCUCGAAGAUGCCCUCCAGAAGCAACGAGACGAACAAGAGCGGGGGUUGGAGAAGGAUGGAGUACCAGAGGCGGGCCCGUCGUCGUUGACCAACGCGAAGGGCCACAUUAACUUGUUUGAAGACAUCGAGCGGUCAGAGAUGACGCUCUCUAUACCUGUGCGGUCCACGAAACGGCGUUCAAACGACCCCGACGGCAAAGAAGAGACGGAGAAGGGCUUCCCGCUCGCUCCGUUAGCAAAGGACCUGAAUCCUUGGUACUCUGACCGCGGCCACGAGCGGAACAGAGAGCUCGACGGCGACAAGCAACGGCGAGACCUUGCGCGCAAGUCCACCCACGACCCCCUUACCUCCAUCAACACCCAACUCGCGUCUCGUCACGACCCACCAUCACGCUCUCGAUACCCGGCGUCGUCCCGUCCUGCAUCUCAAGGUCCGAUUCCCCCUGGGCAAGGUGCCAAAGCAGACGUCACCGAACGCCUGACGCGGGAGUCCUCGGAGCGCCAACGCGCUGCAGAGCUCAUUCGGCGGAAGAAGCGGGAGGCGGCGGGGAGCGAGACGCCGAGCACCGUGCAUGGAGGCAUGGGCGGAGGGAACCGAAGGUAUGGGGAUGUGUUCAACCGGCAGGCGGUGGAGGAGGUGCAGGCGUCGAGGCAGCGCGGGCAUGGUGGCGGCUACGGACGAGAGAGGAACGGGCGGGGGCACGGAUGGUGA